AUGUCUGCGGGGAAUGAGCAUGGUGCCGGCUAUGCUACGGAGGGAGGCCGGCACAGGCGCAUGCGAGAGGACUGGAGCCGCCUGAACCCAACCCUCCCGCCAGAGACACCCGGCCGCGCCAAGCGCCACCUCGCUGGUGGACGCGGGAGCCGCUACCUCCGCCUGCUCUCAAAGCCGCUCUACCUGCUGGGCGUCUUUUCCGGCCUCGGUGGUUCGUGUCUCUGCCAACUCCUCUUCUUCGGGAGCCUGGUCGGACCGGCGCUCCCGUCGGCCGACGACCCUUCCACGGCGCACCAGAUUGUUCCGCACCGGCCGCCACACGUGCCGCCAGGAGGGUACCACGCGAUCGUCGUGCCGGCAGGCGGCCAGGCUGUUGACGGCCCGCCAGCACACGUCGCCGCGCGGCUCGAGGAGGCGAUACGGCUGUACGAGCGCUCGCCCGUGCCCAAGCCGUUUGUCAUCACGACGGCGUGGGGGACGCCCCACAAGCCGUGCCCGCACGACGCGGGCGGGCACGAGGCGGCGGACAACGCCCUCUACCUCACGCGGCGAGGAGUGCCUCCCGACGCCAUCUUGGAGGAGAGCGCUUCGCUCGAGACGGUCGGCAACGCGCUCUUCACGCGGCUGCUGCACACCGACCCGCGCGGGCUGCGCACACUCGCAGUCGUAAACAACAGGUUCCACAUGCCUCGCACGCGCGCCGUGUUUGGGCACGUCUUCCGCGUGCCGCCGACCUCGGAGGCGGAGCCGGAGGCGGCGUACGAGCUCGAGUACUACGAGGUGGAGGACCAUCUACCCGCCGACGUGCUGCAGGCGCGGCUGCGCAAGGAGGCGAAAUCGACGCCAGUCUUUGCCGAGGGCGGCUCCUGGCGCGCGCAGACGCGGACGCUGCGCGAGCUCGCCGGGUGGCUGUGGCGCGAAAACACCGCGUACGCCACCAAGCGGCUGCUUGAGGAGAGGCUGCCGCCUGAUCCGGAAGUGCUCAAGUCGUACUAG
Emiliania huxleyi CCMP1516 is the source of this 996-nucleotide messenger RNA. RefSeq lists its product as hypothetical. Gene Ontology annotation, cellular component: plasma membrane. The transcript is spliced from 2 exons. NCBI's taxonomy places the organism in Eukaryota, Haptophyta, Isochrysidales, Noelaerhabdaceae. Bases 1 to 996 code for a protein of 331 amino acids. The record is from RefSeq and is a predicted model, not a curated record.